AUGCGCCCCAGUGAAUGCGUGUGUGCUGGUCCUGGUCCCGUGCCUCGCGCGGCUCGCAUGACGGAGCCCCCGCUGAGCGCGAGGCCGCGGCCCGCGGCGCGAAGAAGGAAGCGCCUGGUGGGCGGAGCGCUCUGCAGCUCGCUCGCGGUCAUUCCGGAGCCCUGCGACAGCCCGGAGCCCUCGCCCGCGCCCUCACCCUCGCCCGCUCCCACGACCGCCCCCGCGCCCACCCUCGCGAACGGGCCCACCUCGUCCUCGAACGCGCCCACCGGCGGCCUGGGAGCGCUGCAGGAAGAGGAAGAAGAGGAGGAGGAAGAAGGAAAGGAAAAGGAGGACGAAGGACGGAGUUUGCCGGACGCCAACGAGCGCGGCAGCUCCCUCAAGAGCGUGCUCAGCGGCCGCACUUUCUUCACGUGCACCUCGGGCGACUACAGCGACCUCCGGUGGUUCGACGCGGACGAGGCGGACACCGACGAGGAGGAGAGCCUGUACGACUUCUUCGAGUGCGGCGGUGACGACGCGCACGCGCCCCACAGCCGGCUCGUCAGCGACGUGUACAGCGCGGUCAUCCAGCGCAAGAUCGAGACGCUGGAGCGCGCGGCGAGCGGGGGCGGGGCGUCGGGCGCGGGCGAUGGCAUGAGCCGGCGCGCGGGCGCGGGCGCGACGGCGGCGGAGGACGCAGUGGUGCCGGCGUCGCCCACGCACUCGGCCAAGCGGCGCGAGAAGGCGGCCAGCGGCUUCUUCUCCUUCUUCCGCUGGUUCCGCAAGGGGCGCGGCGACGGCGACGAGGAGGAGGACGCUCAGGGCGACGCGGACGCCGACGGCGACGUCGAGGACGAGGGCGCACCCGGGGGCUCGCUGCCGCCCACGCCCGCGUCGCUGCGGGUGGUGCGAGCGCACAGCGCCAGCUGCGGCAGCAUCGACACGCUCUUCAGCACGGCCACC
This is a messenger RNA of Gryllus bimaculatus (two-spotted cricket), 945 nucleotides long. NCBI's taxonomy places the organism in Eukaryota, Metazoa, Arthropoda, Insecta, Orthoptera, Gryllidae. The record is from the annotation of a GenBank genome assembly.